UUAGGGAUUUUGGCGGUUAGGGUUUUAGUACCAAGGCUUGUUUCGGGGCAGAAUAAUACUUUACAAUUCUGGCCUCUGGUCUUCUCUCUUUCCGCCAUUCCUCUCCUUUUUUCCCCUUUCUAUUCGCUAAAAUCUCAAACUCACUCUUCUGUCUUGCUGAUCACUAAACCCUAUCAGGAAAAUAUUGGUGUGCUUAGUUGGAUCCAAUGCGGAGUUCUUUCUAUUUUUAUUUCUAAAUCUCUUAGUUAUUGCUUGCAACAACUGAGAUAUUGGAAAAGUGGAUUUGAACUUGUUUGAACACAUGGAACCAAUUCUUCUUUUUAAUGGUCACUCUACCACAAGUCUGGUGAUGCCAGCAAGUAUAAAUGGUGGUGAUUCACGUUGCAUGUUUUGAUAUUGAGAGGCAAUCUGGAACUUAUCAAUUUUGAACCUUUUCAUUGUUUUCUCUAGGAUUUCACCUUGGACUAUCAGAGAGGCCAAUAAAACAAAUUCAGAUGUUAUGGGAUCAGAAGAAUAUAAUAGUUCUGAGAGGCUGGAUGAAACAUCUAAGAAAGGGCUUUGUUGGUUUGAGCUAAAUCGCACUGGGAUGGCACGGUGGGGGAAUUGCCGCCAGGUUAUAUUUGGCGAUCAAAAAGAGGAUAACACACCUCAAAUGUCAUCCAAUGUCAUUGAGGGAGGAGAUGAAAGAGAUGGUGGAGAAUCUGUGACAGUGGUGGAGUCUCUGGUGGCCAGUGGAACUGAGAAAAGAAAACGACCUUUGGGCCAACUUAGAGAGAUAAGAAUUCCAAGACAUACAAAACAAAGGCAAAGUAGUGGUUUUCAGAAGUGCAAGCAACACAAGCAACGGAACUCUGUUGAUCGAUGGUCUGUUGAGAGGUAUAAGUUGGCCGAGCAACACAUGUUAGAAGUGAUGAAGGCUGAAGGAGCUGUGUUUGAGAAACCAAUUUCUAGGCCAAUACUGAGAUCAGCAGCUCGCAAACGAAUUGGCGAUACUGGACUAUUAGACCACUUACUAAAGCACAUUGAUGGUAAAGUGGCACCCGGUGGUGCUGAGAGGUUUCGGCGGUGUUAUAACACCAAUGGGGUGAUGGAGUAUUGGCUGGAGAGUGCGGACCUUGUUAACAUCAAGCGGGAGGCUGGUGUUCCAGAUCGUAGCUGGGUUCCACCCUCUUGGUGGAAGCUUGGGGAUGCCCCUCAGGAAUCUGGAGAAUUGAAGCUGCUUAAGGAAGAAAUGGCCAAACUGAGGAGUGAUAUGCAAGAAGUAUUAUCCAAGCAGAAGGAGCAAGAAGUUUCUUGUACAAUUGAGGAGAUGCACAAGGAAUUUGUAAGAUGGAAAGCUAAGACUGAUCAAGGCCUGGCAGAGAUCUCAAGUUCUUUGAGCAGUAUGCAGGACAUGUACAAGGACUUGGUCACAUGGAAAGCUAAAACCGAGCACCAGCUGUUGGGAAUUUCAAAUUCAUUGAACAGUAUGCAGGCAUCAAAGCAAUGGACUACUACUUUCUGUCCAAGUUCAGAGAGAUGGGAAGAUUGGUUGGAGAGCACCAAUCUUGAUGGUCUUCAGGAGGGUUUUGCACCAUGGCUAGAAAGUGCUGAUUUGGUUAAUGUUGGGCAGGAGACAGUUGUACAAGAACCAUACUUGGUUCCACAACCUAUAUUAAAGCCUAGCUGUAGCCCUUCUCGGGAUCUUAUCUGUGCAAGAGAGCUGGAACUGCUCAAGGAAGAAAUGGCUAAAAUAAAGAGAGAUGUACAAGAGCUAGUUCCCAGGAGGCAGAUGACGAUAUAGCUAACAUGACCCCGGAUUCUUCUGUAACUGCCAAUCCAAAGUUUGAUAUUGACAAUCCAGUUUAAUAUUUCAGGAGAUGUUCAAGGAGUUUGCGAAGUGGAAGGCUAAAACAGAAGAGCGGCUAAUGGAGAUCUCCAAUGCUGUUACUGCGCUGCAGGCAUCAAGGCAAUAGACUAACUUACGUCUAAAUAGUUGGAAACAAUAGGAUAGGAUGUUAUUGAUUUGUUUGUAUUAUGGAUAGCUGUAGCUACCUUUAGACAGUAGAGUUUUAGGGUCUUUAUCUUGUAUAGGUCCUAGAAGCUGGAGCUUAGUUUUACCCAAACCCAAUAGAUUAAGUGAUAAAAAUGAGUAGGAUUAUUUCUAACCUUAAAAAGGAUUAGCUGAAUAUCUUAUAUGAUUAACUUAUAUCCAACAUUAGUUACCAGCGUAUGCUUGCUUUUUAGCUUUUUAAUUUAGAGGUGGGGGGCAGCAGAUGUAUUAGUGACCAGUUUAUCUAC
Molecule: messenger RNA, 2280 nt
Organism: Carica papaya (papaya)
Lineage: Eukaryota; Viridiplantae; Streptophyta; Magnoliopsida; Brassicales; Caricaceae
Source: RefSeq, a predicted model, not a curated record